GUCAUUGAUACAGUCGUCUACGAGCUGUGGGACGCGGUGAAACGUAGGUGUUGUGCGUGUCUUGUGGGCCGCCUAGGCCAAAAAUGGCGGAACGGACGAAGGUGACGGCUCCGGCCACCCGGCCCGUUCCCAUGAAGCUGUUCGCCACCUGGGAAGUGGAUCGUACGCCCCCAAAUUGCAUACCCAGGCUGUGUUCCUUGACAUUAACUCGUUUAGUAAUACUCCGACCGCUCGGCUCAGAUCUAGCGUCCAUCAGCAUCGCAGUGAAGAUGCAGAGCUCCAAGAGAACCUUACGAUCCAACGAGAUGGCCAUACCGACCGGUGGCAUGCUCGACACGGAGCUUGAAUUGCAGUUUGCACUUCAAUAUCCGCAUUUUCUCAAGAGAGAUGGAAACAAACUUCUGAUAUUGCUACAGAGGCGAAAGCGAUACAAGAACCGCACGAUGCUCGGCUAUAAAACCCUCGCGGAGGGAAUCAUUAACAUGGCACAGGUGCUGCAAAAGCAAAUGGAUCUCGAAUUAGAACUCAUAUCGGACAAGGCAGAGAAAUACGGCGGACACUCUGUUCCAUUGGCGCGUGUGAGUGUUGUCGCUCUGAGCUCCCAGCCUGUCGACCACGACAAAAGACUGAUAAACGAUCCCAACGAGAGGCUCUGUCCGGAAUUCAGUGACGAAGAGGAGGAAUUUAGUUCGGAGGGUGAGGCAGAGGGCAGCGAUAGCGAGCCUACGCUGGAGGUGCACAGGCGGAAGAGUCGAGGAAAGAUGCCGACCAAUGCUAGGCAAAGGAAUUUAAAGCAAAAAUUUAUAGCUCUGCUAAAGCGAUUUAGGGUGUCUGAGGAGUUGGAGCACGAUCAAGAAGAAAUCGGGCAAAAGCUCUCAGGCGGCGAUAUGGAAAUAGAAGAAUUGUUCGACGAAUUAGAAGACUUAUCGGACAGUGGACCAGAAUUGGAUACCAUGUCUGUUAGUAGCACGCCGAAGCCAUCGCUAAGACCUUUUUUCAGCUCUAGUCGAUCCCUUCUUGCACCACCACACUCCGUAGUAACCAGCGAGGAUAAUGGGACUGUCUCGACGGCAACCGCGUGUCAACCACCCGCGGGACAGCCUGCGAAAGAGAAACACCGUAUCGGACACACAACUCCGGAACGUGGAGUGGACAGACAAAGCGAUGAUAGUUCUCGAAGAGCUGACAGCGACUCUCACCCUGAAAAUUGGACGGAUCACGAAGCGAACGACCCACCGAACUACUUGGCGGGUUCGCCGCCAAAGUCAGAACAGCCUAACAAGAGCGAGGGUUCCGAGAGGAAAACGCGGCUCUUUGCGCGCGAUAGAGGGACGCCUGGCAGCAACAAAUCUAAGAAGCACAGUCUGAGUGUCGAUUUGAAGCCCUCGAGCGAUUUAAACAGCACAGAGCCGAGGAAAGCUUUAGUGGAGCAGCUUAGUCGAGUAUUACCGGACGAUAGUUUGCCCGAGGCUGUGUCGCUCGUAUCGAUAGCAGAUCCCGGUGGCGCGGUUCUUGCCGCAAGACUUCAAGAAAGAAACCAUAAAGUCCUUACGACUGCAUCACCGGCUGAUAUCCGUGCAACGUUCACAUGCUUGGUCACGCGGAUACAAAAAUUUUGCAACAGUUCAGCAAAACCACCGGCGCCUAUAAAAGUGGUUAUCGCCGGCGGAGAUAGUUUCAUAAACACCGUUCUCCGUCACUAUGUCGAUUUGCUGAGCUUUAGACCGCCGGAUUGGCAGAACUACAUGAAAUUCUUGGUGGUGCCGCUCGGCUCGAACACACUGACGAAAUACUUCGGCUCCAUCGACGCCAAAUAUUCGAUGCUCUUCGGAGACGAGUGGAAGGAGCUUCUGGAGAGGGAAGGCGGGGGAUCGAGCGAAGGCGCGGCGCGGGUAUCGGAAUAUCUGGCUAUGGCGAACACGGUUUUACUGCUACCGAUAGCGGAAGCUAUGGUUACAUACAGGGAAACGGACGAUAGCAGCCAAAUCUUUAUCCCCUUCAUAAAUGACGUUCGCGUAGGUUGCCCGGACAGCAGUUCUUCCGCGUCAGUCGAUCUGGAGGAGAGUAAUAUUAGCAUGUCCGGUUCGCCGCCCUCCUUACCCCCUCCGACGUUGCCAGUGCCGCCUCCCGGAAAGUUGACACCACCUAGCAGUCCCAACGUGGGCCAGCCGAUGAGAGAAGGAUGGGAACCGGUGGAGCUUCAGCUAGAUUAUUGGAGCAAACAAACACAAGGUGAAAAAGGAAAGAGCACGUUGCGCCAAGCUUUCCGAGCGUUGCAUGUGCAAAGACUUCCCGCGUUGGGCGAGACUCCAGGACACCACUUGUCUAUGAAUUACACGACAAAAGAGAAAAAGCAAAAGAUAAUGAGAUUAGGCAAAAAGAAGGAAAAGGAGAAAGAAAACGAGCCAAAAAGUCAGACUGUGGAUGGCGUGACGCGUCUUAUAUGUUCUGCGAAAACUCACAACAUUCCAUUAAGAGUGAGCAUUGAUGGUACUGAAUGGUAUGGUGUAAAAUUCUUCCAACUAUCGGCGCAAUGGCAGACGCAAAUCAAGACGUUUCCAAUAGCAUUAUUGGAUUACAAUCCGCAACAACAGAGUUCGACUAUUACAUAAAUCUAGACUCUCAACACGAUAAAAGUUCUGGCGAAUUACUUACGUACUCUGUAUCAUUGUCGAUGAUUUUACUAAUGUUUGACUCAUUUUAUACGCAAACCCAAUAACCAUCAGCUUCUUAAGACUGCCCAGUAAGAAUUAGAGUCUAGCGGAUGUUAUGAAUUCCGAUGUUCAAGGUGUACAUUACAUUCAUUCCAUUAUUUCGUAAUAGCAAUAGAAAUAUGUUUAAACGCUCGAGAUAUUUUCUAGAUAUGUUAUACAAAAUGUAUAGUUAUGUGUGAUAAGCACAUAUAUCCAUACCACUUAAAAUUAUGUUGCGUAAUACAAUUUGUAUGCAAUUUUUUUAGAUUUCUUGAUAAAUAUAUAAUUUCAUCGUGAGAUUAUAUACAAAUUAUAGAUAUUCACACAUUCGUUGACAUAUCUCAAACAGUUUCAUUGAAUGGUAUGGAGAUGUUGGUUAUGGGAAUGCUAUUACCGAAAUUUUUUCACUCACGACGUAUUCAUGCGAUAAUACGCUCUAAUUUAAUACUGAAAUAUUUUUAAAUAAUUGAUAUUUAUCAAUAUUUAAGUAAAAUUGAGUUUUAUUUCUUU
Messenger RNA from Linepithema humile (Argentine ant), 3203 nucleotides. RefSeq names its product phosphofurin acidic cluster sorting protein KrT95D (gene KrT95D). Lineage: Eukaryota; Metazoa; Arthropoda; Insecta; Hymenoptera; Formicidae. The record is from RefSeq and is a predicted model, not a curated record. Gene Ontology annotation, biological process: protein localization to plasma membrane.